Molecule: messenger RNA, 5088 nt
Organism: Saccostrea cuccullata (small rock oyster)
Lineage: Eukaryota; Metazoa; Mollusca; Bivalvia; Ostreida; Ostreidae
Exons: 36
Coding region: 294-5078 (1594 amino acids)
Biological process (GO): protein dephosphorylation
Molecular function (GO): protein tyrosine phosphatase activity
Source: RefSeq, a predicted model, not a curated record
CUGCACUUUAUUUUAUUUCAAGUUUUUUCACUUCCUUCUGUUAUCUUCGAUUUAAAUUAACCCUGUUUGGUUUUUUGUGAAAGUAUGUGUAUUUUCGCAACAAUGGGAAUAUCAUAAAAGGCUUAAGAAGCAGUCAAGCGCUCAGCCUUGGAGAGACAUUUGUAUGAAGACGUUAAGAUGUAAAAUUAUACCUACAGUCAAAUAACUUCCUGGUUUAAAACUUGUCAAAAACUGAAAUCUAUUUAUUGGUGACCCCCUGCCGACGAGAUGUAUGCAUUCUACGAUUGAAGAGAAUGAUACUCAGUAUUAUCUACGUCAUCUUGUAUGCAACGUGUACUUGUGCAUAUCACAAUUUAGCAUUAAGGAAACCUGCAUGGCAGGCAAAUGACUAUACACAAACCGAACCAUGGGGAGCAGACAAAGCUGUUGAUGGGAAGUAUACAGACCGUGGAGCACUAGAUGACCAGUGUACAAUAUCAGCUGAUAAACAACAGACAGCAGAAUGGAGAGUAGAUCUAGAGAGUGUGGUCAGCAUCAGUUACAUUAACAUCUUCUACAGGACCGACAAUAAACCUGGUUCAUACGCUGGUCGAUUUGCUGGAUUUUACGUCUAUGUCUCCAACACGACUUCAAAAGAGAACGGAAUGCUCUGUUUCCAUGAAUUACAGACUGUUAGCGGUACACCUUUAGAAGAUCAGAAGAUCAACUGCUCCGUGUAUGGGCGAUAUGUUAUAUACUACAACGAACGUCUUAGCAGUGUGGUCUAUCCUUCCUACUACUCUCAGUAUGCAUUCAAUGAACUUUGUGAAGUGGAGGUUUAUGGUUGUACAACUCCUGGAUAUUAUGGUGAAUAUUGUAACAAGACAUGUCCAGUAACAUGUCAGGGACAGCAGUGUGACGCCAUUACUGGAAACUGCGUGAAAGGUUGUCUUUCAGGAUAUCAAGGGCCGCACUGUAGUUAUUUAAAUUUAGCCUUGGGGAGACCUGCCUGGCAGAACCACAGUUGGCCAGAUAAACUAGUAGAAUGGGGAGCAGCGAAAGCAGUGGAUGGGAAAUAUUUCGACCGUGGAGCUAUUGGAGGACAGUGUACAAUAUCAGGCCCCAGUCAAUCAACGGCAGAGUGGAGAGUAGAUCUAGAGAAAAUAGUCAGCAUUAGUCACAUCCACAUCUAUUAUAGGACUGAUAAUUUUGCAAGUCCUACAGUUUACCACAAACGAUUUGCAGGAUUUUAUGUUUACGUUUCGAACAAUACAAAUAAAGACGGUGGGCGUCUUUGUUUUCAUGAAUUACAACAAGUAAACGGUACACCAACAGAGAACCAGACAAUCAAUUGUCCAUAUGACGGGCGUUAUGUUAUAUUCUACAACGAACGGAAACCGGGUGUGACGUAUCCAAGUUACUACUCUCAAUAUGCAUAUAAUGAACUGUGUGAAUUGGAGGUGUAUGGGUGCCCUGCAUCUAAAUUCUACGGCCAGUAUUGUGACCAUUUAUGUCCAGAAAACUGCCUUGAGCAAAGAUGUAAUAUCUCUACAGGAAACUGUUUUGAGUGUAAUCCGGGUUAUAAAGGACAUCGCUGUAGUCAGAAAUGUGACGGUAGAAUGUACGGACCUGCCUGCAGUCAGAGUUGUGGACAUUGUCUAAAUAAUAUACAAUGUCAUCACAUCAAUGGGUCCUGCUCGGGUGGUUGCUCUGCGGGACACGAAGGACCUCUAUGUAAAAAACAAUGUGACGUUGGAAGUUUUGGCUUGGGAUGUAAUCAAACCUGUGGAUAUUGUCUUAAUGGUGCUUCUUGUAACCACAUUGACGGAUCAUGUAGCGGAGGCUGUUCUUCUGGAUAUAAGGCACCCAUAUGUAUCGACAAAUGCGAAGAGGGAACUUAUGGAGCAUCUUGUGGUGAAAGAUGCGGUAAAUGCCUUAAUAAUAAACCUUGUCAACAUAUCAAUGGUUCGUGUUCAGGCGGUUGCUCUGCGGGUUACGAAGGACCCCUUUGUAAUAAACAAUGUGACGGUGGAACGUUUGGCUUAAAGUGCAAUCAAACCUGUGGACGUUGUUUUAAUGGCGCUCAUUGUGACCGCGUAGACGGAUCAUGUACCGGAGGGUGUUCUCCUGGAUAUAAGACACCCCUCUGUAUUAUAGAAUGCGACAGAGGAAUGUACGGUGCAUCCUGCAGUGAAACAUGUGGGUUUUGUUUUAAUGAUACACAAUGCCACCAUGUCAACGGUUCUUGUUCACAUGGAUGCUCUGCUGGAUACGAAGGGGAUGUUUGUAAGAAAGAAUGUGACGGUGGGAGGUAUGGCUUGAAAUGCAAUCAAACCUGUGGAAACUGCUAUGAUGGCACUGACUGUCACCAUGAAAACGGUACCUGUUUAGAUGGGUGUUCUCCUGGAUAUACAGAUUCUCUUUGUAAGACUGAAUGUAGCGGUGGAACGUAUGGUUAUAACUGCAAUGCAAGCUGUGGUCAUUGUCUUCGCGAUACACAGUGCAAUAAUGUUAAUGGUAGCUGCUUAGAGGGAUGUUCAGCUGGAUAUAAAGGGGUGCUUUGUUCUGAAGAAUGUGAAAUCGGCUUGUACGGAUAUAAAUGCAAUCAGAGCUGUGGACAAUGUCUAAAUGGUUCUCACUGUCAUCACAUCAACGGAUCAUGUUUAGAAGGGUGUUCAAUUGGGUAUAAGGAACCUCUCUGUGAAGAUGAAUGUGAUGGUAGAAUGUAUGGUGAGAACUGCAACAGAAAUUGUGGGUACUGCUUGGACGAUGAACAAUGUGACCAUAUUAACGGUACUUGUUUACAAGGAUGUUCGAUUGGAUACAAAGGAUUGCUUUGUACUAAAGAAUGUGACGGUGGAAUGUUUGGUCCAAACUGCUACCAAACAUGUGGAAACUGUCAGAGUGGGAGUCAGUGUCACCAUAUUGACGGCAGGUGUUUAGAAGGAGGAUGUGCUGAUGGAUUUGGGGGAUCCCUUUGUAGACAGCUAUUACAAACUGAAGAAAGUACGCUUCCAAUAGUUGGAGGAUCAUUCGCUGCUAUUGUUGUUGUAUUCGUUGUUAUCAUACUUGUUGUCAUCUUUAUUAAACGGUCGCGGACUUUCAAAGGGACUGAUCAAGAGACAAUGAAGAUCAAUGAAGAAAUAAACAUAUCAGCAUCAUCAAAGAAAGAAAUGACUGGGUUUACAGAUAUUUAUGAGAAUACAAAAGGAUUAUCGCAAUUCAAAGAGAAAAAAAUAAAUUCCGAAAAUUCCAAAAAAACGGGUCAAGAUGUCAGAUCAGGAAACAAUGAGCGCGAAGAUGAUAUUGACAACGACGAAAAAUUACAUGACGAAAAUCCAUAUGGAGAUUUCUAUUUAAAUGAGGAAACAAUCCCAGAUAUAGAUAUUGAAAAAUUGGAGAAUGUAAUAAAGGAGAAAAGGAAAAAUGAAGACGAUGGUUUUAAAAGGGAAUAUGCUGCCAUGCCAUAUGGUGAGAAGUACGCUUGUGAUGCUGGAAAGCUGCCAGAAAACGUGCCGAAAAACAGAUUCAAGACCACAUUUCCAUAUGACCAUUCAAGAAUCAUAUUGUCAGAUAGCCAGUCUGACUACAUCAAUGCUAAUUAUAUUGACGGCAUUGCCAAGUCAAAAGAAUUUAUUGCAGCACAAGGACCUCGACAGAACACCAUAAAGGACUUUUGGACCAUGAUAUGGCAGGAAAAUGUUGCCCAAAUAAUCAUGCUGACCAACCUCAAAGAAAGCAGUAAGGCGAAAUGUUCCAAAUACUGGCCAGAUCUGUAUCAGUCUACAACAUUCGGUGUCAUCUCGUUACUGGCGGAAGAGGAGCAAAUCUACGCCAAUUAUAAAAUCCGGAAAUUUAGAGUAACCCAUAAAGUGCAUAAAAAAUCUCGCAUUGUGACCCAGUACCACUACACUGCCUGGCCGGAUCAUGGGAUUCCGGAACCGCUCUGUCUUGUAGUAUUCCAUGAUCACGUGACAAGGACGACGGAUCAACAAAAUACUGGCCCCAAAUUAGUUCAUUGCAGCGCGGGGAUAGGGCGCACUGGGACUUAUAUUGCAUUAGACGCUUUAUACAAACCGGGAAAAUCAGAGAGGAAAGUCAACAUCGCGGAAUACGUCAAGAAAAUGAGGGAAGGCAGAAUGAACAUGGUCCAAACUUACGAGCAGUAUAAGACUAUUUUUCUCGCGCUUGAAGCAGUGUUCAAAGCUCCAACAUGUGUCCUCACCAAACCUGAAUUUACAAGGAAGGCAGAGUUAAUGAUCCUGGAUAAACCAGCCAACGAAAGCGAACUAAGAAAAGAGUUCCAGAAUCUCCUAAGAGUGAGGCCCAGAUACACGGAAGCAGCCUACAAAUUUGCUAUAGAGAGCAGCGGAAGUAAACUAGGUGUUCUUCCACUUGACAAGUAUCGCCUGUUCCUGUCAUCAAGUGUACCAAAACGCGGGAACUACAUCAAUGCCAUUACACUUCCUUCCUACACCAUGAACAAGGCAUUUAUAAUAACACCUUAUCCCCAAGCAGGGGACGCUGUAGAUUUUCUGCGCCUGCUCACUGACCACGAAUCAGAUGUUGUCAUAUGUAUGGACCCCCUAGCAAGAGUUGAAUCAACAAAGAUGUGGCUACCGGCUGCCAACAGUAAAAAAUCCGUCUCUCCAUUCACGGUAAAUUGUGGACAGGAACAAGUCACAGAUAUCAAAUUUUCAACAAUCAACAUUAUCCAAGAAGGGGCAAAUGACGAGGGAUGUUCCGUGUCGAUUUCAGAACCAAAAGGAAGCUUGAAAAAAGCAGAAAACUCACAGGCGACAAUACAGAUGUUACAUUUAGUUUCAUCUGCACUUCAAAGUAAAACUGAGGGCCCCAUUACAGUAGUCAGCAGUGACGGUGCAGCUCUUUGUGGAGUAUUCUGUGCUGUCUUUAACACACUACAACAGUUGUCUAUGGACGGGGAGGUGGACAUUUUUACUGCCGUCCGUCAGCUACAGAUAAGGCGACCGGAACUCUGCUCCACUCUGGAGGAGUAUAUGAUGAUCUACAAUGUUGUUCUGGACUACAUCCGGGUACAAGAGGAAACAUCAGAGGAAAAUAUUUAUAGCAACCAAUGACAACAUUCUG